Molecule: messenger RNA, 792 nt
Organism: Psilocybe cubensis
Lineage: Eukaryota; Fungi; Basidiomycota; Agaricomycetes; Agaricales; Agrocybaceae
Exons: 3
Coding region: 1-792 (263 amino acids)
Biological process (GO): U4 snRNA 3'-end processing; nuclear mRNA surveillance; poly(A)-dependent snoRNA 3'-end processing
Cellular component (GO): nuclear exosome (RNase complex); cytoplasmic exosome (RNase complex); nucleolus
Source: RefSeq, a predicted model, not a curated record
AUGGCUUCUAGGGUGGAGAUCCUGAAUGAAGGCGGCUUUCGCUCCGAUGGACGCAGGCAAUUUGAGUUGAGGUCCAUCGAGAUGGAUAUGUCCCAACAGGGUCAUGCAGACGGUUCGGCUGUGAUCACCCACGGACUUACGCAGGUUCAGGUAUCGGUUUUUGGGCCCAGGGAGGCAAAGAUGCGCUCACAGACGAUACAUGACCGCGCCAACAUCAACGUUGAAAUUUCAAUCGCGCCUUUUAGCACUGGCGAUCGCAGAAAACGGUCGCGGGGAGACAAACGGAUAUUAGAAUACGCCGCUGCGAUAAAAUCUACAUUCGAGCCGGCCAUCCAGACGUCGCUAUAUCCGCGGUCUCAGAUUGAUGUAUUUAUCCAGGUGAUACAGCAGGACGGCGGGCUGCUCCAGGCGUGUAUCAACGGAACAACGCUUGCGCUGAUGAACGCCGGCGUACCAAUGAUUGAUUUCAUAUGCGCCGUCAGCGGGGGCGUACAUUCGACGCAUCCAUUGCUCGACUUGACACUCCUCGAGGAAAACGAUGUGCCGAACGUGACGAUCGCGGUGAUGCCCAAGACUCAAAAAGUUUCGCUGGUCACGAUGGAGACGCGGCUGCAUGUAGACAGAUUUGAGGAGGUGUUUAGGCUGGCGACGGAGGCGGGCUUGGUGCUGCACGAAGAGAUGAAGAGCGCUGUGCUGGGGAGGGCAAAGGAGCUGAUCAGUUCGUUAGACAUGGGUAGCAACGCUAAUCGCGGGGGAGACGUGGACGACGAUGGAAUGACUGGUUUCAAUUGA